AUUGAGGCCCAAUUUUUAGGGUUUUAGGUCUAAUAUAUACUCUCUCAUGCGCCAACCACAUCCUUCUCUUCGUUACUCUCUGUAAUUUCUAACUCCGGCGCCAAAGCUUUCUCCUCUGUCGCGCUCAACCGAGAGGGUCAAUAUGUAUACUGCAUUGCAAAAAAUUCACAAAGACAGGGAUGCUGAACCCUCUGAAUUUGAGGAGAAUGUUGCUCAGGCUUUGUUUGAUUUGGAAAAUACCAACCAAGACAUUAAGAGUGACUUGAAAGACCUCUAUAUUAACUCUGCAGUCCAAAUUGAUGUUGCUGGAGGUAAGAAGGCUGUUGUGAUCCACGUCCCCUACCGACUGAGGAAAGCUUUCCGCAAGAUUCACCCUAGGCUGGUGAGAGAGCUUGAGAAGAAGUUCAGUGGAAAGGAAGUCGUUGUAAUUGCUACCAGAAGGAUAGUGCGCCCACCCAAGAAGGGUUCUGCUGUCCAAAGGCCUCGAUCCCGCACCCUCACUUCAGUGCAUGAAGCUGUGCUCGAGGAUGUUGUGUAUCCUGCUGAGAUCGUUGGAAAACGUAUCAGAUACAGGCUUGAUGGAUCAAAGAUUAUGAAGGUGUUCUUGGAUCCUAAGGCAAGGAACGAUACUGAGACAAAGCUGGAGACUUUUGCUGGGGUAUACAGGAAGCUUUCUGGGAAAGAUGUUGUCUUUGAGUUCCCGACAUUGGAGGCCUGAAAACCUACUGUUUCUAGAUUUACUUUCUAGUUCCUACUUUUAAUGGAUUAAUUAUGAGCUGUUUGAAGUUUUGACCAAGAGAAAUUUGGAUGGCUAGUAUAUGCUACUCAUUUUUGUAGCAAGUGUUUAAGUGGUUCUCUUCUCUUUGUUAUAAUGUCACUUUUGGUUAAUUUUUUUGGAUUGCAUUCA
This is a messenger RNA of Salvia miltiorrhiza (redroot sage), 907 nucleotides long. Its product is annotated as 40S ribosomal protein S7. The coding region runs from base 143 to 718 and encodes 191 amino acids. Gene Ontology annotation, molecular function: structural constituent of ribosome. The transcript is spliced from 6 exons. Gene Ontology annotation, cellular component: small-subunit processome; ribosome; cytosolic small ribosomal subunit. The record is from RefSeq and is a predicted model, not a curated record. Lineage: Eukaryota; Viridiplantae; Streptophyta; Magnoliopsida; Lamiales; Lamiaceae. Gene Ontology annotation, biological process: rRNA processing; ribosomal small subunit biogenesis; translation.